Molecule: messenger RNA, 1164 nt
Organism: Gossypium raimondii (Peruvian cotton)
Lineage: Eukaryota; Viridiplantae; Streptophyta; Magnoliopsida; Malvales; Malvaceae
Product: YDG domain-containing protein At5g47160
Exons: 1
Coding region: 1-876 (291 amino acids)
Source: RefSeq, a predicted model, not a curated record
AUGGUGUCAUCGCGUCCAAAACCAGUGAAAGAGGGACCUUUAUCUAAGUCUAAGCAAGCAAGACAUGUUGUUGGCAAAGUUGUGCGGCAUGUUAAGGUUCAUCCCCGAGGAAUUUGUUCUAACCAACAGACUGCUUUUACUCCAGAAUGGUAUGAAUGUCGUAGUGCUAUCAAGGAAGCUCUGAGAUGUUACAGACGGUUACUUUCAGACAAGGAUUACCGCGAGAGUAUUUCAAAGGAUCAUGGGAUGGGCUUGGAACGAGGGAAACCUUCCGGCAUAGGGCAACAUAUGAGACUAGCGAAGCUGGUUAGGUGUUUGGGAAAAUGGGUCAACACAGCCAAGCAAAUAGGAUGCGUUGCAGGGAUUGAAGUUGGUGAUGGUUUCCAUUGGAGGGGUGAGUUGUGCAUUGUCGGACUUCACAGUGAAUUUCGAAAAGGGAUAGAUUGUAUCACUUCUCUCAAUGGUAGCAAAAUUUGGGCUACGAGCAUUGUCGAUUCCGGUCGAUACGAUAGUUGUACAAGAAAGGUUUCGUCCGAUGAGUUUACUUACUGCGGAGAAGGUGAAAAUCCUAGCUUUUGUGGGUUUAAGAAACUUAAAGAUCAAAAGCUUGUUGGUGGGAACCGUGCAUUGAUGAACAAUAUGAUUGACAGGAAGCCAGUCAGGGUGAUACGUAGGUUCGACAACAUCGGCAACACAAACGAGAGCGGCUACAAGUUUGUUUACGAAGGCUUGUACCAAGUGAACCAUUGUUGGAAAGAAAUUAGAAUGGACUCUGGUAAAUAUGUUUACAAGUUCAACCUGGUGAAAUUGGAGGAUCAUCUACAAUAUGAGCCACAAUGGAAGGUGAACAACGUUCGUACUCGGAGGUAUCAUUGACAAUGAACUUGCAUCAUAAAAUUGCCUUCUUUAUGUGCUAGACUGUUUUGGUCUAUAAAUGGUAGUAUAAACAUGAAAGUAAAUGCAGUAUGCAUUGACAAUGCUUACUCAUAUGCUCUACCAUAGGUGAAAUUUGCACUCGUAGAAUGCUAGUUGCUUUCAUGUUUCUUUUAACUGUUUUGAUCUGUAAAUAAAUAUUAGUUUAAGCUAGGAAGUUUGUAGGGUCUAGCAUUGAAGCAUUUACUCAAGUGCUUAUGUAGGUGAAUUUUGUGGUUAUACCUAUACUAG